UAGUUUGCUUUACCAUUUGGAAAUAGGCUAGGAGCUUAUGUUGUUCAACAGGCAGAACUGAUGGGUUCUGAUGCAGAUCCUAUUUAUUCACCCCUUAGAGGCUUGAUGUCCUGAAGUUCGAUUGAGGGGAGAUAGAUGGUGAAAUUAGGUUGAGAGCUGUGAAGAGUGGAGAGAGAGACGAGACGUGGGAGGCUGAGCGUAGUAAAAAUUCUUCCUAAACUGAUGAGAAAGUUCUUUUGACUAAGAAGAACUGCAAAGAUCUCAUGCUAUGGAGAUGAAGAUGGCAAUAAAUCCAAGCAAAUAAUCCAGCUGCUUCCAUUGUGCCAACUAAAAGUUCCUUUGUGUCAAAAUGAACAGUCUUUGAGAAGAAUCUGGAAAGCAGAUAAAUCUGAAAAAUGGGAGAAAGAGUAAGGACCCCAGAUUCUGAACAUGACAGGAAAUCAGAUGAGGAUCAAAAUAGUGACUCUUAUUAUUCAGAUGAAGAUAAUGCAUCUCAUUCAUCUGGCCAGUCGUCAACACUAAGCUAUCCAUCUACAAGCCAUGAAAAAAGAAAGCCACAGACUUUAAAUAGCCUUGUACACUACCAAGCCACAAAGAAAUUGGGCUCCAAAUAUGCACCAAGCAAAAGAGGGCUGCAGUGGGGUGCCCGUUCUCAGAGCCUCACUAGGGAUUCGCCUGCAAAAGAUAUAGAUCUGGUUACAAAAAGAGUUCUUUCUGCUAGGCUGCUGAAAAUCAAUGAGCUCCAAAACGAACUGACUGAACUCCACAUCAAACUAGAUGAGCUGCAGAAGGAAAACAGGGCACUGAAGAGGCUUCAGCACAGGCAGGAGAAAGCCUUGAAUAAGUUUGAAGAUACAGAAAAUGAAAUCUCUCAGCUCCUGGCUCGGCACAGCAAUGAAAUUAGAGUAUUAAGGGAGCGUCUACGAAAAUCUCAGGAGAAGGAACGAGCAACAGAGAGACGGCUGAAAGAUUCAGAAGAUGAACUGUACAGAACAAAAACUGUCUUGCAGAAACUGAAAAAGCUGUCUGCAGAUAAGCACCUUGCUGAAAGAGAUGACCUGGCAAAGAAACUGGCCUAUGCAGAGAGCAGGCUAGAGGACAGUGAAAAAAGAAUUAAGGAUCUGGAAAAAAAUCUUGAAUUAAGUGGUAGCAGUUUUCAACGAGAGUUACAUUCAAAGAAGAAAAAGAUGCAUGAGACUCAAGAAGAAAACAGAGCUCUUCAAGAAGAGCUUCAUCAACUAAGUCAGAAGCUGAAGGAAAAAGAAAGAGAGCUUGAAGCAAAAAAUAUAUAUGCUAAUCGUAUGUUGAAGCUGUCACCAAGAAAGGAUGUAGAUCUUGUACAAAGAAAACGAGCCAACAACCAAAAUAUUAAAAAAGGAAUGCAGCUGACAAAAGGUGUACAGACCACUGGGUCCUUCUCACCAAUAGAAUUUCUUCCAGAAUCAGAACUUGCCUGUAGUGAUACAGCAAACAAGAAAGAAGGGAUUCGUCCUAAAACAGAAGAAGGAGCUCAAGACAAAGAGUGGAAAGAGGAAGGAGACCUCCUAAGACAAGACCAAGACAGGGAAAGGGAAGAGAAACUGAAACGUUUUCAGGAAAUGCAGGCUGUAGAGGAGAGAGUUCAAAAACUACAUGAUGAGUGGGAAAGAGAAGACAAAAUGAAAAAGGAAAGCAGCUUUUUUUUGGAUAAAGAAGAGAAGACAAAGAUGGAGACAGAAAUCCACAAACCUGAAGUAGAGAGACAAAGCACCGAAGUGCUGGAAGAGCAGCACCAAAGGGCAUUCCUGCUUGCUAAAAUGCAAGAAAUUGAUAGAGAAACUCAAAAUGUAACCAACAUGAAACCUGCUUCCCAAUCACCACUCAUAAAUACUGCAAGAAAAUCCGAUUUCCUGGAGAAAAAAGAAAAAGCUAAUCAAUUCUUUGACAUUCCCAGCAAAGUUACUAAUGGAUUUCCCAUGGAUGAUUUCCAGGACGAUGCCACAAGAGCACAAGGGCAGAAGCAACGUAACCUAAGGACCGUAGAUUUAAGUAGUGGGCUAACAUUUGGUAGUUAUGUACCUUCCUUUGGGAAAGGUUUAGGGAGACCAAGUUGGCUUUCUCAAAAAAGUGUCAACUUAGAAGAAAAUGUUAAGGAAAAUGCAGACUUUAGUAGUAAGAAAGAAAGGAAGUCCAGUUUAAUGAAACAACUCUUUGGAAGCAGUGCCAGUACCGUCCUUCUCUCUAAAACUAAAGAUACAACACCUUUUGACAUAGAUUGGGACACUAGUAAUGCUCCUCUUGUUGAUAAAAACAGUAAAGUCAAAGGAAAAGAAGACUUUGAGCUUUUCAGUGAAGGAAGAAACCUAACCAGACACAGUUUGCAACACUUUGCAAGUAAGGCAGGAGUUCAGACCCUUGGUUCUUUAGAAGAUGAAAUUGAAGAAGUAAUCUUACAUUGAUAUUUUUUUAUGUUUCAUAUGUAAACACUGAAAAAAUAUUUUCAUGUAAUAUUUAUUAGAUAAAUAUUUUGAAACACUUCAGAUAUAUUGUAAAGCCUUAUGAAGGAAAAAUUUACAUAAAUGGGUAUAUUUAUAGAGGAAAGAUGCACUUUGAUAGAACAGCCUAACCUAUAUGCAGGAAAUGUCUUCUGAAAUGUAAUAUCCAAAUACAGACUUUGGAGAUGUGGCAGUGUUUUCUUUGGCAGAAAGACAGAGAAGGUGUCCUGAGGAUCUUUGAUAGACAAGAUAGGUGCUGACUGGCCAGUUCAGGCAAUCAGAGAAGAUGCUUUGACCCUGAUGUGGGCUCCAGGCCCACCAUCACUGUUGCUGUGUGGCACCAUCUGACUUGUGCUGCCAUGGCUCAGGGCCCGACAGGCUGGGUGGCACAGGGCUGGUAGGGAUGCUGUAGGAAUGGAAGGACUUGCAGAGGCUGACACUUUCUUGGGCCUUUUGCUCACAGCUCUCACACCCUUCCUGCUCCCUCUCACUCUUGCUGUCUUGUGCACUCUCUUCCCUCCCUCAUCCUUCUCUCUCUCUCACCCUUGCCCUUUGCUUACUCUCACCCUCUCUUGUCAUCACUCUCCAAAAUUUUUGAGACUUAAUGAUGUGCAAUAGUAUAUUAAGCAAAAUUAUAUUUCUCCCAGGGGAAUCUUAUUAUUUAUUGCAGAAUGAGUUGGCUAAGAAGGCAGUAAGCUUUUUUGUGGCAGCCCUGGCAUUCAGGGCAGCUGCUGGAUGAGCGUCUCUGGCUAGCCAGUGUAGGAAGCUUUGGGGUUUUGUCUUCUGUAGGCUGCUCACAGUACACACUGCUUGUCAUUUAGAGUACUUCUGUUAGGCCUCAGAGACAGACAUUUGGAGAGCCUCUUAACUGUGUCAGGAGAAGGCACGUGUAACAUCAGUGUCAGGAAAUGGAUGAAGAAAUGUACCUAGCACAAAGGCUCAGGUAGAAGGAGAAUAUUCUACACUGCAGUCAUGUUAUUUCAGAAGAACAUUAACAGAAAUGCUAUUAACUCAGGAAUGGGUGAUCUCUGUUGUGCAUAGGUUUUCUGUGGACCUUACUACCAAAUUUGUUUAAAACUUUUCAUAUAUUCAGGUUACUAUAUAUAGUGCCAGUUUUUUGUAAUUUUUCUGAUUUUUCUAUGUAAAAUUCCAAUAAUUACUAAGUAAUUUUUUAACAAAAUUGUUUUAUUAAAUGACUUGAGUAAAA
Molecule: messenger RNA, 3681 nt
Organism: Apus apus (common swift)
Lineage: Eukaryota; Metazoa; Chordata; Aves; Apodiformes; Apodidae
Gene: LCA5
Product: lebercilin LCA5
Exons: 8
Coding region: 396-2438 (680 amino acids)
Biological process (GO): intraciliary transport
Cellular component (GO): axoneme
Source: RefSeq, a predicted model, not a curated record